Molecule: messenger RNA, 5395 nt
Organism: Callithrix jacchus (white-tufted-ear marmoset)
Lineage: Eukaryota; Metazoa; Chordata; Mammalia; Primates; Cebidae
Product: protein FRG2-like
Source: RefSeq, a predicted model, not a curated record
AAUGGCUGGUACUGGUUGAUUCUUUCUAUGUGUAGUGCCUCUUUUUGGAGCUCUUGUAAAGCAGGCCUAGUGGUGACAAAAUCUCUGAGUACUUGCUUAUUCUCAAAGGAUUUUAUUUUUUCUUCACUUCUGAAGCUCAGUUUGGCUGGAUAUGAAAUUCUGGGUUGAAAGUUCUUUUCUUUAGGAAAGUUGAAUAUUGGCCCCCACUCUCUUCUGUCUUGUAGUGUUUCUGCCGAGAGAUCUGCUGUGAGUCUCAUAGGCUUCCCUUUGUGGGUGACCCGACCUUUCUCUCUGGCUGCCCUUAGUAUUCUCUCCUUUAUUUCAACCCUGUGGAAUCUGACGAUUAUGUGCCUUGGGGUUGCUCUUCUUGCGGAAUAUCUUUGUGGUGUUCUCUGUAUUUCCUGCAAUUGAGUGUUGGCCUGUCUUGCUAGGUGGGGGAAAUUUUCCUGGAUGAUGUCCAGCUUGGAUUCAUUCUCUUCGUCCCCUUCUGGUACACCUAUCAAACGUAGGUUAGGUCUUUUCCCAUAGUCCCACAUUUCUUGGAGACUUUGUUCAUUCCUUUUGGCGCUUUUUUCUCUGAUCUUGGUUUCUCGUUUUAUUUCAUUGAGUUGGUCUUCGACUUCAGAUAUUCUUUCGUCUGCUUGGUCAAUUCGGCUAUUGAAACUUGUGUUUGCUUCGCGAUGUUCUCGUAUUGUGUUUCUCAUCUCCUUUAAUUCAUUCAUAUUCCUCUCUAAGUUAUCCAUUCUUGUUAUCAUUUCCUCGAAUCUUUUUUCAAAUCUUUUUUCAAGGUUCUUAGUUUCUUUGCAUUGAUUUAAUACAUGAUCUUUUAGCUCACCAAAGUUUCUCAUUAUCCAUCUUCUGAAGUCUAAUUCCGUCAUUUCGUCACAGUCAUUCUCCGUCCAGCUUUGCUCCCUUGCUGGUGAGGAGUUUUGGUCCUUUCUAGGAGGCGAGGUGUUCUGGUUUCGGGUGUUUUCCUCCUUUUUGCACUGGUUUCUUCCCAUCUUUGUGGAUUUGUCCGCUGGUCGUCUGCGUAGUUGCUGACUUUUCGAUUGGGUCUCUGAGUGGACACCCAGAAUGUUGAUGAUGAAGUAUUUCUGUUGCUUGAUCUUCCUUCUACCAGUCUAGUCCCUUUGCUGUACGACUGCUGAGGUCCGCUCCAGACCCUGCUUGUCUGGGGUGCACCUCUAGCAGCUGUGGCACAGCGAGGGAUGCUACCAGUUUCUUUUUCUGCUGUCUUUGUCCCAGGAUGAUGCCUGCCUAAUGUCAGUCUUUUGGAUAUAGAGGGGUCAGGGAGCUGCUUGAUGAGACAGUUUGUACUUUAUAGGGGUUUAAUUGCUGAGCUGUGCACUCUGUUGUUCCUUCAGGGCUGUUAGGCUGCUAUGUUUGAUUCUGCUGCAACAGAGCUCAUUAAGAAACCCCUUUUUUUUCCUCAAAUGCUCUGUGUUGAGGGGUUUGGGCUUUAUUUAUGGAUGUUCAAUGAGGUGUCCUGCCCAGCUAGAAGGCAGACUAGCCACUGUUUGGCUGCCGAGGCUCCGCCCUGCUGUUGUGUGAUUCACCCUGUUCCUGCAGGCUCUGCUGUGGUCUCCGCCACGCCCUGCGGCAGAGUCUCUUCGUUUUAGCGUGUUGCCUCAGCAAUGGCAGGCUGUGUUAGCAGUGGGCUUGUAUCUCAGUAGGGACGGGUUGCCUUGGCACUGGCAGGCUGCGUCAGCAGUGAGUGUGUAUCUCAGUUGGGUGGGUUGCCUUGGCAACGGCUGGCUGCGUCAGCAGUGGGCGUGUAUCUCAGUUGGGGCGGGUUGCCUCGGUAGUGGUGGACGCCCCUCCCACAAAGCGUCUCGGGUUGUCUGCUCGGGAUAGUUUGAAAUCGCAGUUUUGUUCGUCCCACUGGGUAUCCCAAACGAUUUGUCUCUACAAUCCCCUUGGCUGGCCUACUGUCCAAGUCUCGUUCAUUCUCAAGUCCAGCCCUCUCAAGUCUCAGGUUGCCAGUUCAACAAGGCACCCGGACAAGCGCGCCCUGUGGGGAUUGCUGGGUAGGGCCGGCCGCCGCCGCCCUGGCUGCUGGCUUCGCCAGGCAGACCUACUGCCUUGCUUCCCGUGUCUUUUUUAUACUUGGGAGUUUCCCCGUUCUGUGGCCAACAAAGAUCAGUCUGGAAAUGCAGCUCAGACUCACUGUUUGCGGAUUCAAUGUGAGCUCCAAUCCUGGGUUGUUCUCACAGCACCAUCUUGAGUCCUCCAAUUUUAUAUAAUAUUAUAUUGUAAUCUUUCAAAAUGUAUUUGUAGGUGAAAUAAAUUUUAUAUGAUAUUAUAUUAUAAUGCAUAAUGUUACUACGAUAAUUUCAAUUUACAUUCAGACAAUUUCAUUAGGCAGUGUCUGUCCACCGCUAAUUUUUUUUUUUUGGUUCCACUAUUUGCACAGCUGGGGAAACUGCGACUCACCCAACACAGUCUCUACCUCUGUCUUUCUCCUCCUCAGAGAAUCAGUUCAUCAGUCAAUCAAGUCAUUUGGGACUGGAGGCUGAGUACUCCCUAACAGAAUGUCUCAUUCCUGAAUACUCUUUUCAGAAGAGUGGGAGACAAGAAGGUCCGUUUAGGGAACACUUGCUGGGACUAAGCCUUCUAUAGUUUGAGGGCUCUGACCAGCAGAGACAGAUUUCGCAGAAGGAAGUGAUGAGGCAGCUGUUCUGAACCUGGAGCUCCACCACACCUUGUCCUGUCUCGCUGAGACAAUUUUGAGAGGCUGCUCUGGAGUGUAUCUUGAUGGUGGUUGUUGGAAACACUGUGGGCUUUGAUGGGAUUCAGGUGGUGUCUGCUGUGUGAAAAUGAGAGCUGAAUAUUCCGAAGCUAGGCUGUUUUUCUUGUGAUCAGUUGUGUUACCGUUUGGAACCAAGUCUAUUUAUACCAGGGAGCCUGAAUAAAUCCCAUACAACACAGUGGUGCUCCUGGGAAGACUGAGGAAGGGUGAGAAAGGGGGAAAGUUUUUCUACCUAGACUUUUUGCUACCUCAGAAAUCGGGGGCUGAUUAGGUUAGCAUAGGCUCUAACUCAAUCAUUAAAUUGUAUUGCAUGUGAUCUAAUUAUCUUCCUCAUAUUUAAGGUAGGAAGGGCCAUUUUAUUUGGUAUUUAGUCGUUCUCUGCAUUUUCAUUUUAUCACAUUUGUGUGAAUCUAAUACAAUCAACCAAAAUUUGACAUUUGUUGUUUCCAAGCAUUAAAGAAAUGAUAAUAUCCAAGCAUAGAAUUUUAACACUAUGUAUAAUAAAUUCUCUUUCUGUGCAAAAUAUAUAACAUGUGUCAAUAUAAGUAUGUCUAAUUCUGCAUCUUGAAAGAUGAACAGGAUCAUAAAUACUUGCAACAGGAACUGAGACAGAAAUCAGAAAGAACGAUUCCCUGAUCUUCUGAUCCCUGUGCUCCUGGUUCUUUGUUUUCUUGACACUAUGACAGGAUUCUGAAAAUGUCUCCCUUUAACUGUGGCUGGGUCCCCAGUAGAACUACAGUAAGAAACCUUAUUGAGGCUCUAAUAAGUAAUAGAUAGGAGAAAACCGUUCAGCCAAUAAGAGUAAGCCACGCCCAGCAGAGGGAGGCAUAAAAGGCAAGUCCGGCAGACUAACCCACACUCUGCAUUUGGACGUGUAAGAGAGAGCACCUUUCACUUGAGCUUCAACAUGGGAAGGGGAAAUGAAGACUCCGAUCUCCACUACUCCUCUAUCCAAAGCUCCACAGUCCAGCCCCAUUUCCAACAGAUCUCCUUUACAGAACAGGGCUCAGAUGAGAAGAAACCAUUCAAAACAAAAGACAAGACCAGCUCCUCUCAAUCCAGUGAGAAUCACAUACAAAGUCAAGUAGGAUCAGAGCCCAAUCCAAACGAGGAGAACUCUGAGAAAACCAAGCUCAAAGCCGGAAACAGCACUGCUAGAUCAGAACCAGAGUCCAGCUCAUAUCAGGGAAACUGCAGGAAAAGAACAACCAGUUCCAAGGAGAGCUGCCAAGACAGAGCAGGGAACUGUCCAAAAGAGGAGUGUAGCUUAACAAUGAAAAAAAAGUCAAAGUCCUCCACUGCUGUGCACAACAGUGAGAUCCAGGAGACCUGUGAUGCCCACCAUAGGAGACAUUCGAGGGCUCGCACUGGACACAGCAAGCAGCACAGGUCUCGGGCACUAGGAGUUCAACCACCGUCACUUCGAAAAAGCUUGGUGACCUCUGUGAGAGCUACAUCGGAGGCUAUUUAUCAAGACCUAGCUCAGGUGUGGGCACAGCUUGUCCAUUCUCCACUGACCUGGGAGCAGUUCACAUGGCUCACUCAGCUCCGGGGAGCUCUGUGUGCUCAUGUGCAGACCUUCUAUGCCAUGGCCACUCAGGCAGCUUAUGCCUUCCCUGCUGAGGACUGGCUUGUCCCAGACACACUGCCUGGUCCUUGGGAUUCAGCCCUGGAUAGAGAUCCACCCCUCCCCUGGCCAGGAGAUAACUGAAUCGGUCAGUGGAUCAGAUGAGGCUUGAGCUGUGAGCACCUUGACCCUAUUCAGCAGAGGAUGCAGCUCUGGGAAUGAGAACAAGGACCUGUUACUUCUCAGAUUCUUCCAAAUGACCAGCAGCAAUGAUUUUAAAUGCACUGUCUUAAUAAAUAGCAGAACUUGAAGCAGUCACAGGAAAAAACUUAAACAAUAUACUCAGAAUGGUAAGCCCUGCAUUUUGCAGACCGCGAAGGCUACAGACUGAUUUUCUACUUCAUGUUAGAUAUUUGGUGCCUUUUGGAUAUCUGAUGACAGUUGUGCAUUUAUAUGGAAUCAGGAAACUAUUGGAACCUAAUCAUAUGAGUUUGCAUAUUUUAGAUUGUAGGAAAGUACAUAUAAAAUUAUAUGCUUUUUUUGGUGGCAGAGUCUUCCUAUGUUACCCAGGCUGAAGUGCAGUGGCACAAUCUUAGCUCACUGCAACCUUCGUUUCCUAGGUUCAAACAAUUCUCAUACCUCAGCCUCCCAAGUUUCUAGGACUAAAGGCAUGUAUUUUUCUUGUAUUGUUAGUAAAGACAUAGUUUUGGCUAAUUUUUUUCCUCAUAUUGUUAGCAGAGAGAGAUUUUUGUCAUGUUGUCCAGAUUGCUCUUCAACAAAAGUGAUCCACCAGCCUUGGUCUCCCAAAGUGCUGGUAUUACAGACAUGAGCUGCCUUACCAAGAAAUUGCUCCUUUUUAAAUUCAGAAAUGGUUGUAGGUUCUCACUCUUCCAGCCUGAACCCAUGGAGUAUUAAUAUCCAUAAACCAAGAAUAGCAUUACCUGUGGGAAAAUGUCUAUACAUUUUUACAGUUUGAUAUAAUUAUAGUAAAAUCACUAUGUAAUUGGUCUACUUUUAAUAUUUUACAUAAAAUUUAAGUCAAGAUAUAUUAAACAGAAAAUGGUUGUACUUAUUUUUUC